Aptenodytes forsteri (emperor penguin) is the source of this 1415-nucleotide messenger RNA. It is a transcript of the gene SH3GLB1, whose product is annotated as SH3 domain containing GRB2 like endophilin B1. Gene Ontology annotation, molecular function: protein binding. The coding region runs from base 102 to 1049 and encodes 315 amino acids. The record is from RefSeq and is a predicted model, not a curated record. The transcript is spliced from 9 exons. Gene Ontology annotation, biological process: membrane organization. NCBI's taxonomy places the organism in Eukaryota, Metazoa, Chordata, Aves, Sphenisciformes, Spheniscidae. Gene Ontology annotation, cellular component: cytoplasm; membrane.
CGGAAGAAAAGCUUGGUCAAGCAGAGAAGACUGAACUGGAUGCUCACCUGGAGAACCUUCUCAGCAAAGCAGAAUGCACUAAAUUGUGGACAGAAAAAAUAAUGAAACAAACAGAAGUAUUAUUGCAGCCAAAUCCAAAUGCCAGAAUAGAAGAAUUUGUCUAUGAGAAGCUGGACCGCAAAGCACCAAGUCGUAUGAAUAAUCCAGAGUUAUUAGGCCAGUAUAUGAUUGAUGCUGGGAAUGAAUUUGGCCCAGGAACAGCCUAUGGAAAUGCACUCGUUAAAUGUGGAGAAACACAAAAGCGAAUUGGGACAGCAGACAGAGAACUAAUUCAAACUUCUGCUAUAAACUUUCUCACUCCCCUAAGAAACUUUAUUGAAGGAGACUACAAAACUAUUACUAAAGAACGUAAACUAUUACAAAAUAAAAGACUAGAUUUGGAUGCAGCAAAAACCAGAUUGAAGAAGGCAAAAGUUGCAGAAGCUCGAGCUGCAAUAUGGGCUGAGGAAGUGACGAAAUCUGAACAGGAAGUACGAAUUACUCAGAGUGAAUUUGACCGUCAAGCAGAGAUUACCAGACUUCUGCUGGAAGGAAUCAGCAGCACACAUGCACAUCAUCUUCGCUGUCUGAAUGAUUUUGUUGAAGCUCAGAUGACGUAUUAUGCACAAUGUUACCAAUAUAUGUUGGAUCUCCAGAAACAACUUGGAAGCUUUCCAUCUACUUUCCUCUCUAACAAUAAUCAGUCUUCCUCAACUCCUGUGCAGAGUGUUUCUACUCCCUCACUCUUGGCCUCGGCCUCUGCUUCAUUGCCUUCUGUAAGCAAUUCAAUAGUUACUUCAGGCAUCAGUGAACUGAAGUCAUCAAGUGGCAACAGGAAAGCUAGAGUUCUCUAUGAUUAUGAUGCUGCAAACAGCAGUGAAUUAUCACUACUUGCAGAUGAGGUGAUAACAGUGUACAGUAUCCCUGGCAUGGAUUCAGACUGGCUGAUGGGUGAAAGGGGAAAUCAGAAAGGCAAAGUGCCUAUUACUUAUUUAGAACUGCUAAACUAGAUGGUUGGCCUGAAUAAAGACUGUCAAUUAUGGUGACACCAUAUUUAUAUACAAUUAACGUUAUGUAAGCAGGUUUAAGUGUCUUCCAUGUUAUUUUCUUGAGGGACAAAUACCAGCCAUUACAAACUGGCUUUUCUGCCAGCAUGGUUGCAUGGUAAAUACUCUUUUCAAACUUCAUGUGUUUAAAGCUUUUACUUCAUGUGCCAAGAACAUCUUUCCUACAGAUUUGUUUCUACUGAAGUUUUCACUAAUACAAGCUUCUACUUUUUGAGUAAUCUAGAUUGAAAGCAGGAGGUACUGUUUUCUACUGAAAUUUUUCAUUAAUGGCAAAGCUUUUCUUCACAUAAAAUAAACUUACUGUGAACU